AUGCAGGACCCUUCGCAUGAAAUUCGGGAAGAUUUUUGUAGGCGGGCAUGGACACGAAUAAAGCAAACGAGCCGCGAAAAUUUAUACGCUCCUCCAGUCACUUGCUUUAUUCCGUACCCUGGUUCAGUCAUACAUCUAGGCCAGUGGAAUUUAAAAAUCGCAGAAAACUUCCCUUCCUCCCCUGGUGCCAAAGCGAAUCGACAGCCAUCGCGAGGGCGAGAGUUCGCUGUCGUAGCAGCCCACUCCUACAGCGUCGGUCUCCCUCUCCUGGACGUGUGA
Molecule: messenger RNA, 279 nt
Organism: Marasmius oreades (fairy-ring Marasmius)
Lineage: Eukaryota; Fungi; Basidiomycota; Agaricomycetes; Agaricales; Marasmiaceae
Exons: 2
Coding region: 1-279 (92 amino acids)
Source: RefSeq, a predicted model, not a curated record